Molecule: messenger RNA, 1227 nt
Organism: [Candida] anglica
Lineage: Eukaryota; Fungi; Ascomycota; Pichiomycetes; Serinales; Debaryomycetaceae
Source: the annotation of a GenBank genome assembly
AUGCUGGCUGAAGUAGUGGCUACUGCCGAAAACACAUACUCCCUUGCCGGUAAACAACUCAAGCUUAACACCCAUGACGAUAUCAAGCAAUACGUUGAAGAAAUUGAAGCUGUCACUGGAUUGGCAAUUCUUGACAUCUCUGGUAACACCAUCGGGAUCGAAGCCUCAGAGUCCUUAAGUAAGGCCAUUUUAAAGCAUAAGGACAGCAUUGUUGAUAUCAACUUCUCUGAUAUCUACACCGGUAGACUCAACACCGAAAUUCCUCAAUCUUUAGACCAUCUCUUACCAGCGCUUUUGCAAUUGUCCAACUUACAAAAGCUUGAUUUGAGUGACAAUGCUCUAGGCCUUCAAGCCAUUGAACCAAUCGAGUCUUAUUUGGAAAAGGCCGUUACCUUGGAACACUUGAUCUUGUCCAACAACGGGAUGGGUCCAUUUGCAGGUGCUCGUAUCGGUACAUCAUUGUUCAAAUUAGCUCAAGCUAAGAAGUCUCAAAAGAAAUCUUCUUUAAAGACUUUUAUUUGUGGUAGAAAUAGAUUGGAAAAUGGUUCAGUUGACCGUUUAGCCAUUGGUUUGAGAAACCACACCGAAUUAGAAACCGUUAGAUUGUAUCAAAACGGUAUCAGACCAGCUGGCGCUUCCAAAUUGAUCAGUCAAGGUUUGAGUAAGAACAAGCACUUGAAGGUUGUUGACUUGCAAGAUAACACUUUGACCACUUCUGCAUCUAUUGCCUUGGCUGCUGCUUUACCCCAAUGGAAGGCAUUGUCCGAAUUAAACGUCAAUGAUUGUUUACUUAAGGCUCAAGGUUCUUUGAACUUGGUCAAGGCCUUACUUGAAGGUGAGAGUAGAAAUGAACUUACUGUAUUGAAGUUACAGUUUAACGAACUUAACCAAGAAGCUUUGGAAAAGUUGGUUAAGGUUGUUGGUGACAAAUUGCCAAACUUACAACUGUUGGAACUUAAUGGUAACAUUUUCGAAGAAGAUUCUGAAUCGAUUGAUUUAUUGAAUGAAAUCUUUGAAGAAAGAGGAUUUGGAGAAAUCGAUGAAUUGGAUGAUUUAGAAGAACUCGACAGUGAUGAAGAAGAAAGCGAUGACGAAAAUGAAGAUGCUCUUCCUGAAGAUGUCAACUUGGAUGAAUUAGAGAAGGAAUUGGCUGGCUUGACCACCCAAGAUGAAGACAGUAAGGUGGACGAUCUUGCCGGGGACUUGGCCAAGACCCAUAUUAAAUAA